Molecule: messenger RNA, 1056 nt
Organism: Microsporum canis CBS 113480
Lineage: Eukaryota; Fungi; Ascomycota; Eurotiomycetes; Onygenales; Arthrodermataceae
Exons: 1
Coding region: 1-1056 (351 amino acids)
Source: RefSeq, a predicted model, not a curated record
AUGUCAGACGACCCUGGUCAGAAGUUUUUUCAGCAUUAUUGGUGUCUGGAAAACCUGCACGACGAGGAAGCGGUGAACAGCAAAAGAGGAACAGAUGAGGUGCCGGACUCUUCGGCUGGGGAUAAAUCAUCGUUGAACGCUCGGUCGCCUCUUCUUUUGCAUUCUUCCGACAUAUUAUCUCCACUGAUAGGGCGGUCGAUACUAGGAAAACGGGACUUCCAGUGCCCUGCCGGGAGUGCACCAUGUACAUCCAUCAACCGGCCCAAGAGCUGCUGUCAGGCCGGAGAUGUGUGUCUAAUCGUGAAAGACACUGGCUUGGGUGACGUUGGAUGCUGCCCCCAGGGCCAGGACUGUUCGGGUCAACUCAUCUCUUGCCCUAAAGGAUACGCUACCUGCCCUGCUGACUUGGGUGGUGGUUGUUGUACACCAGGAUAUACCUGUGUGGCUGAAGGCUGUUUACUCGUCUCAACAACAACGGUUAUAAUAACACUGCCGUCAUCGACUAUAACGACAAUUUCUACCGUCAGCCAGACUACCACGGCACCACCUCCACCGCCUCCGCCAACAUCAGUACCAUCCCCUACAAUCUCACCUCCCGGUCGCCCUACUUCUAAUCCAUCAACUUCCGUAUCGUCUACUGUUAGCAUCCCGGAUCUGUGUCCCAUAGGAUUCUACGCAUGUAGCGCCGUAUAUGGCGGCGGAUGUUGCCAGACAGGCCGAGACUGCGAAACAACAUCCUGCCCGAUCACUGCGUCUUUGACAACCGUUGAAAGUAAUGGAGUCACCGUUGUAAUCCCAGCUGAAAGCGUUCCAAAUUCUGUAUCCGCUACCCCUACUAAGCGGUGUGCAGAUGGAUGGAUGAGCUGUGCUGCAAGUGAUGGAGGAGGAUGCUGCCCUAAUGGUUACCGCUGCGGUCAAGUUAGCUGCACAGCAUCAGCUACCGGCAUUGGAACAGCCGCAGUUGGCAAGGUACAACCUGGCAGUUCGGCUAGUUGCGAUAGGCCAAUUACGUUUAUUUGGCUGCUAGGCGCGAUGAUAUGGGUACUGCUGCUUUGA